Messenger RNA from Ascochyta rabiei, 1566 nucleotides. Its product is annotated as tRNA-intron lyase. Lineage: Eukaryota; Fungi; Ascomycota; Dothideomycetes; Pleosporales; Didymellaceae. The record is from RefSeq and is a predicted model, not a curated record. Gene Ontology annotation, biological process: tRNA splicing, via endonucleolytic cleavage and ligation; tRNA-type intron splice site recognition and cleavage. Gene Ontology annotation, molecular function: nucleic acid binding; tRNA-intron lyase activity. The transcript has a single exon. Bases 1 to 1566 code for a protein of 521 amino acids.
AUGGCGCCAGCCACGGCACCAAAAGAAGUCUCCGAACCUUUCCCCAUCUCCUGCAUCGCAGGACGACACCUUCUCUUCGACGUCGACACCAUCUCGCACGUUCGUCGCAACCACAACAUCUGCGGUGUGCUUGUCGGCACCAUCCCAAACCUGUCGCAGCAGAAUGUUUUUUUGGGUAUCCCGCUCCAACUCAUGCCUGAAGAGGCACGAGUGCUUGUGGAGGGAGGACAUGCGUACAUCGUUGACGAUGUUGAAACACAUCGUCAGGGUUUCCAGGAAAUGAGCAGGGCAGACAGGAUGAAGUACCUUGCGGAUAUGGACCGCCAGGGUGUGGAGGCUGCGAACGAAAGUCUGGCAGCACAGGAGAGGAAGAAGGACGUAGCAUUGAAGAAGAAGGGGUUGAGGAGAGACGCGGAAACUGAGACGGUUCCUAGUGUCGCGGAUAGUAUUGCGACAGUUGAGAGCACUGCACCCAGCGUAGCGGACAGCACAGCGUCUAACGCGACGGUGCACGUUGAGCUCCCCAGCCCUACUGGCUCUGGUCUCGGCUUUAUCAUGAAGGGAUCGGGGUUCCUCGAACAUGCGUCGCCGUUCAAUGCAUCGUCAGGAGCGUCCGCACCUUUGGCGUCUUCGGUGUCCUCGAGCACUGUCGCCUCUGAUCUCGGAUCUUCCUUUGUUGAUCUUGGUUCCAUCAUGAAAGGAUCCUCUUUUUUUGGUCCGUCCUCAGCGACAGUAAAGUCGGGUGCGUCAGAAGAAGCUACUGAGUCGGGCAACGACGCCACGGCAUCGUCUCCGCAGACCUUCGACGGCGAUUCUUCUCUCUCUGAUCUGGGCUCGAUCAUGAAAGGCUCGUCUUUCCUAGACUCUGUCCCGGUGGAAAUGAAGGUUGAGAGGGUUGAACUAGAAGAAGCUACACCGUUGUUGGUCAAAGAAGAGGAUGCUACUCCAGAGGAAAUCAAGGCGGAGGAAGCCCAGCUCGAGGAGGCUAUGCUGAACGAAUUUGAGGCUCAAGCAGUCGAAGAUCCACAGGAGGUUGCCCCAGUCACCACCGAGGCGAAACCUGAACUAGCGGCGGAUCCGGAGGAGGUCGAUCCAUCUACCACCGAAACCUCGAUCUUUGACCCGGAACCAGCCACAUCUACCCCUACUGUCAAGAGCACUACGUCCAAGAGCGUAUUCUCUCAACGCCAGUACAUCACCCCGACCACAUCUACACCUCCGCUACCAACCCCAGCGAAAGACGAGUCUCGUGCGCUUCCAGUAGUCCCUAAGAGCUACCCGCUCUUCCGUUUCCUGCACUCCCGCGGCUACUUCUUCAUGCCCGGGCUGCGCUUCGGAUGCAACUACUCUGUGUACCCUGGCGAUCCUCUGCGCUACCACAGUCACUUCCUCGCCACUGGCUUGGGCUGGGACGAGAAGUUCGAUCUUCUGGACAUCGUAGGUGGAGGUCGUCUGGGUACCGGCACGAAGAAGGCAUACAUGGUGGGUGGAGAGGAUCCCAAGGCGCCGAAGGAGGACGGAAAGGAUCCUGUUCGCGCGUUCUCGGUAGAAUGGGCGUCGAUGUGA